GUGAACUUUCGCACCACGCGUAGCUCGUGGAAGACGGAACCGGCAAGGAGAGGCAACGUCACAUAGCAGACGAACGAAACAAAAAUCGCGGCGGCCGUAGCGCAGAAAGACCCCGAGUGGUGCGGCGGAGCCAGAGGCAGCGAUUACAACAGGAAAGAUGGCGGACGACCCGAGCGCGGCGGACAGGAACGUGGAGAUAUGGAAAAUCAAGAAGCUGAUCAAAAGUUUGGAAGCAGCAAGAGGGAAUGGCACCAGCAUGAUUUCCCUCAUCAUCCCUCCCAAGGACCAGAUCUCCAGAGUGUCCAAGAUGUUGGCUGAUGAGUUCGGCACGGCCUCCAACAUCAAGAGCAGAGUCAACAGGCUGUCUGUGCUCGGCGCCAUCACCUCAGUACAGCAGAGACUCAAGCUCUACAACAAAGUUCCCCCUAAUGGCCUAGUGGUGUACUGUGGCACCAUCGUCACUGAGGAGGGCAAGGAGAAGAAAGUCAACAUUGACUUUGAGCCUUUUAAACCCAUCAACACCUCUCUCUAUCUCUGCGACAACAAGUUCCACACUGAGGCGCUGACGGCCCUUCUGUCCGACGACAGCAAGUUUGGUUUUAUUGUGAUUGAUGGGAGCGGAGCUUUGUUCGGGACUCUGCAAGGGAACACCAGGGAAGUUCUGCACAAAUUCACCGUGGAUCUCCCCAAGAAGCACGGCAGAGGAGGACAGUCAGCUUUGCGUUUUGCCCGUCUGAGGAUGGAGAAGAGGCACAACUACGUGAGGAAGGUGGCUGAGACGGCGGUCCAGCUCUUUGUGUCCAACGACAAGGUCAACGUGGCCGGCAUGGUCCUGGCUGGUUCUGCUGAUUUCAAAACUGAACUGAGUCAGUCAGACAUGUUUGACCCGAGGUUACAAGCAAAAGUGUUGAAGCUGGUAGACAUCUCAUACGGAGGGGAGAAUGGAUUCAACCAAGCAAUUGAGCUCUCCGCAGAAGUGCUGUCAAACGUCAAGUUCAUCCAGGAGAAGAAACUCAUAGGGCGGUAUUUUGAUGAGAUCAGCCAGGACACGGGGAAGUACUGUUUCGGUGUGGACGACACCCUCAAAGCCCUGGAGAUGGGAGCUGUGGAGAUCCUCAUUGUUUAUGAGAACCUGGACACUAUGAGAUACAUCCUGAGACUCCAUGGAGCAGAGUCCAUCGACGCAGAGAAUGAUGAGAAGACCAUUUAUUUGACGCCAGAACAGGAGAAAGACAAGUCCCAUUUCACAGACAAAGAGACGGGGCAGGAGCAUGAAUUGAUCGAGUGCAUGCCUCUGCUGGAAUGGUUCGCCAAUAGCUACAAGAAGUUCGGCGCCACGCUGGAGAUUGUCACAGACAAGAGCCAGGAGGGAUCGCAGUUUGUCAAAGGCUUCGGUGGCAUUGGGGGCAUCUUGAGGUACAGGGUGGAUUUCCAGGGCAUGGACUACCAGGGAGAGGACGAUGAAUUUUUCGAUUUGGAUGACUACUAGGUAGUCGGGGACUGAUAUGGGGAGAUGAAAGAAUGGAUGAAGAAAUUGAAGAAGGACGGAAUGAAAAAGAAUCUCUCACACAGGGAGAGAACAUGGACCCCUUAUCAACUGCAAACACUUACACACAGAUACAUAUACAAAUACAUAUGCUGAAGAGGAGUGACGGCCUGUCAAUCACAAGGAGAGAGAACCCUUCAUGAGUAACAACAAAAUAACGCCCCAGCCUUAGAAUACUCUGAUUGGAUUGAACUCGCCUUUUUAAGUUCAAUGUAUCUACUUUUUUUCCCUUUUCUUUUCUUUCUUUUUUUU
Sardina pilchardus (European sardine) is the source of this 1798-nucleotide messenger RNA. It is a transcript of the gene etf1a, whose product is annotated as eukaryotic translation termination factor 1a. Gene Ontology annotation, cellular component: translation release factor complex; cytosol. The record is from RefSeq and is a predicted model, not a curated record. Gene Ontology annotation, molecular function: translation release factor activity, codon specific; sequence-specific mRNA binding. The transcript has 11 exons. Gene Ontology annotation, biological process: cytoplasmic translational termination. Lineage: Eukaryota; Metazoa; Chordata; Actinopteri; Clupeiformes; Clupeidae. Bases 158 to 1489 code for a protein of 443 amino acids.